Messenger RNA from Temnothorax curvispinosus, 3908 nucleotides. It is a transcript of the gene Vps35, whose product is annotated as vacuolar protein sorting-associated protein 35. NCBI's taxonomy places the organism in Eukaryota, Metazoa, Arthropoda, Insecta, Hymenoptera, Formicidae. The transcript has 13 exons. Gene Ontology annotation, biological process: retrograde transport, endosome to Golgi; intracellular protein transport. Gene Ontology annotation, cellular component: late endosome; retromer complex; retromer, cargo-selective complex. The record is from RefSeq and is a predicted model, not a curated record. Bases 59 to 3562 code for a protein of 1167 amino acids.
ACGUCAGCGUACACAAAUAGCAAUUUGUUCCAUUUGUCACUCUUGACUUGACUUUCUGAUGAAUAAAGUCGAAGAAUCAAGCAUUCGGCAGGAAAACAUGACUUUAGGAGCGAGGGGAGAUUCUCCGUUGAGUGGGAAUAAGAACAGCGAAAGUAAACAGAGCAUGGACUUUCCUAUGUCAGACGUGGAGAAAGAUGAUCUCAAGAACGAGCUUCUGGACCAUGUGGCUAACAGCAAAGCGAUUUUCAAGAGCCAGCAGAAAGGAGAACCCGAGCUGACGUUCGAGGAGAAGCGUGCCAUAGCUGGGAAGUUGUUGGAAAAGAGCCACUGCUUGUUUCUAUCAAAAUUUGGACAUUAUUUGAAGGUGGAGCACUUGGAGUAUUUCAGCAAAAGUCAGGAUUACGAGACGGUCUAUCACGUAAACAGGUUGCGGAGAUAUUUUGAUAAUUCUACACGACAUAUCGACGUCAGAAACAGAAGAUACGAAGCUUUAAGGACGUUGAUAGAGAAGGGAGACUACUUUAGCGAAUGUGAAAUGAUGAAGAGAAAUCCAUUGUUGUAUGAACACUUAGUAGGGCAAUAUUUGACGGAGGAAGAGAAGAAAGCCAGAGAUACCAUUGAUACGCAAAGUGCAAAUUAUGUGGAUAUACUUAUGGAAACUGUCGAGAGGGACAAAUUACAAAAACGCUUGAAAUCCCAACAGAAGGAGGAGGCCGAAGUGCGAGAGGAGAAUGAUUCAGAUGACGAUAACGACGAUAAUAGCAGAACCAGCAUUGUAUCCAAGACGGACUUUGAUAAACCGAGUCGUCACCAAUGGGGCGAAGAUUUAGAUGAAGUAAAAGAUAAGAAUAAGGAUAGAGACAAGAAAUUACGAAGCAGUAAAAUAUCAAACCAAGAGAUAAAGUUACUUAGGCAAGAAUUUGUUACAAACAUGUAUCAGAGUUUCCUGGAUGGUAAAGAUAGAGAUUUUGAUUAUAGCACUGUAGAUGACAAUGAAGCUUAUGAUAAUGUAGAAUUACGAAAUCAAGAUGAAGAAGAAAAGUAUUUUGAUUCUGAAGCCCCUGAAACCGUUCUUACGUCUAAUGAGUGCAAUGAUCAAAACGAUGAGUCUGAAGACGAGUUGGAUAUAUAUAUGAGAUCACUGAAGCCAAUGACACCUGCCAUAACGGGAAUGGAGGAGCAGGAGAAGCUGCUGGAGGACGCAAUCGGCAUAGUGAAAGUCCAGGCUUUUCAGAUGAAACACUGUCUGGACAAAUCCAAGCUAAUGGAUGCGUUAAAACAUGCCUCUACCAUGUUAGGAGAGCUCAGAACCUCCCUUCUGAGUCCAAAAAGCUAUUAUGAAUUAUAUAUGGCAAUCACAGAUGAGUUACGGCACUUGGAACUUUAUUUGUUGGAUGAAUUUCAAAAAGGGAGAAAAGUUACGGAUCUCUAUGAAUUGGUCCAAUAUGUUGGUAAUAUUGUGCCUAGACUAUACUUGCUUAUCACUGUUGGUCUGGUCUAUAUCAAGACAACGCCUGGCUUGAAAAGAGACCUUCUGAGAGAUCUUGUGGAAAUGUGUAGGGGCGUGCAACAUCCGCUGCGUGGUCUAUUCUUAAGGAAUUAUUUGUUACAAUGCACAAGGAAUAUCUUGCCAGAUGUUUCCGAAGGGGACGAUGAAGAUGGGACUGUUCGUGACAGCAUAGAUUUUGUUCUAAUGAAUUUUGCGGAAAUGAAUAAAUUAUGGGUACGAAUGCAACAUCAAGGUCACAGUAGGGAUAAAGAAAGAAGAGAAAGGGAAAGGGAAGAGCUUCGAAUUCUAGUCGGAACGAAUCUUGUACGACUUAGUCAACUGGAAUCUGUAACAUUGGAUAAAUAUAAAAAGCUUGUAUUGCCAGGAAUUUUGGAACAAGUGGUUAGUUGUAGGGACGCAAUAGCACAGGAAUAUCUUAUGGAGUGUAUAAUUCAAGUCUUUCCCGAUGAAUUCCAUUUACAAACGUUAAACGCAUUUCUGAAGUCCUGUGCGGAAUUGCAAAAUGGAGUAAAUGUUAAAAAUAUUAUUAUAUCGCUGAUCGAUCGACUUGCAGCCUUUAGUCAACGAUCCGACGGCGUAGGAGGACCGGGAAGUCCUAACCAAGUGCCAGGAAUUCCACAAGACGUUAAACUGUUUGAUGUAUUUAGUGACCAAAUUGCAACUAUUAUACAGACGAGACAAGAUAUGCCUCCCGAAGAUAUUGUGUCCCUUCAGGUGGCUCUCAUAAACUUAGCACAUAAAUGUUAUCCUGAUCGUGUAGAUUACGUGGAUAAAGUUUUGCUUACAACAGUCCAAAUAUUCCAGAAACAAAAUGUUGAUAAAUUGGAGUAUAAUAGUGCCGUUUCAAGAGAACUAGUUAGAUUAAUGAAAAUUCCCGUAGAUAAUUAUAAGAAUAUAUUAACUGUACUCAAACUUGAACACUAUGCGCCCCUUUUGGAAUAUUUCGAUUAUGAGGGCAGGAAAUCAUUGGCUAUAUAUAUAAUAACUAAUAUCUUGGAGAACGAAACAUUGAUACCGACGCAAGAACAAGUAGACGCAGUGCUCUUCAUGGUAUCUUCCUUGGUCCAAGAUCAACCAGAUCAACCUAAUAUAGAAGAAGAUCCUGAAGAUUUUGCUGAGGAACAGGGAUUGCUUGGAAGACUAAUACAUCAUUUUAAAUCAGAAACGCCAGACCAGCAAUAUAUGAUACUAAGCGCUGCGAGAAAGCAUUUCAGUGCUGGCGGUAACAAAAGAAUAAAAUUUACUCUACCUCCCAUAGUUUUUCAAAGUUAUCAACUGGCUUUUACAUACAAAGCACUGAAAGAUCAGGAUGACAUGUGGCAGAAGAAGUGUCAAAAAAUUUUUCAGUUCUGUCACACGACCAUCACAGCGCUGAUGAAAGCUGAAUUAGCUGAACUACCAUUAAGACUAUUUCUGCAAGGCGCGAUAGCAAUCGGCGAAAUCCGUUUUGAUAAUUUCGAAAUGGUUGCUUACGAAUUCAUGAGUCAAGCGUUCUCGAUAUAUGAGGAUGAAAUAAGCGAUUCGAAGGCACAGCUCGCAGCAAUCACCUUGAUCAUCGCCACAUUCGAGCAAAUGAGUUGCUUUGGCGAGGAAAACGCUGAGCCCGUACGCAAUCAGUGCGCUUUAUAUGCCAGCAAAUUGUUGAGAAAACCAGAUCAAUGCAGAGGAGUCGCCACGUGUUCGCACAUAUUUUGGUCUGGAAAAUCUUUGGCUACGGGCGGGAAAGAGAUGCAAGAAGGCGGUAAAGUAUUGGACUGCUUGAAGAAAGGUAUUCGAAUAGCGAGUCAGUGCAUGGAUACAUCUGUGCAAGUGCAACUGUAUGUGGAACUGCUGAAUCAUUACAUUUACUUUUACGAAAAAGGAAACACAGCUGUAACCGUCCAAAUACUGAAUCAAGUAAUUGCGAAAAUUAGAGAGGAACUUCCCAAUCUGGAAGCGAGUGAAGAAACUGAUCAAAUACAAAAACAUUUAGCAAAUACGUUAGAACAUUUAAGAAAUAGGAUGGAAUCGCCAGACCCCGAUGGGCUUUCUUACCAAGGCCUUGUCCUUUAACAGUGCGGAAAAUCAGCAUUGUAAUUUUGUACAUAAAAUAUUUCUAUAAUAUAUAUAUAGAUUGGUUGCACCAACAACAGUUAGCAUUGAUUUCGAUUAACUUAAUUUUUGUUCUACUGCAGGCAAAAUUUUAUAAGUUAGAAGCAAAUAAUGAAUGAAUUAUUGCGAUUGUUGUUGCAACUCAGAGAUCAAUAGUUAUGAGAUUAUUUCUUAACUGGAUAGAUGUUUAAAUUAUAUCGAAUUGCCUACACGAAAUGAUUUCUCAAUGACGUAUCAAGCGUACAUAUUGAAAUUAAUAGAAUUGUAUGUAUAUUUGUUUUAAUAAAGAUUUAUUAUAUACACUUUU